This is a messenger RNA of Acanthosepion pharaonis, 966 nucleotides long. NCBI's taxonomy places the organism in Eukaryota, Metazoa, Mollusca, Cephalopoda, Sepiida, Sepiidae. The record is from the annotation of a GenBank genome assembly.
AUGUCCUUUCUGUUGUCUAUAAGAGAUGAGAUUGUUUUCUCAACAAGUGAUGGCUAUUUACAACGACUUCCUUGGAAAGGAAAAUCUAUGGAUCUCGCCCACAAAAUUAGCAUUUAUGACAUUUCAUUAUCGGCAGAUCUUCAACAUUCCCGAGCCACCCGGAUGAGUGAACGUGAUGAAUACAUUACACAGUUUGAUCACAGUCUCUUCUUGAGAGGUUAUAGUUUGGUGCUAUCAACAGGGAGAGCGGCCUUUGUUUUUUCAUUGGCUUCCCAGAAUGAUAACAAUCAUCGUGGUAUCUGGGCAAGAGAAUUGACAGAUGCUGUUUGUGUAGAUAUUAAUCACAGAUAUAGACUUCUUGCUUUUGGCUGUGCCAGGUUCCCCAAAGCUGGUAGUCAUUUGUAUCCUUCUCCUGUCCGUUCUAUGGAGUGGGGAAUUGAAGGUUACCAUUUGUGGAUUGUCUGUGAUUGCUUCUCAGAUGAUGAUAAUUCAUCUGCAGAAGAUGAAAAUUCUAAAGAAGGUGGAAUAUCAACUCAGUUGAUACAGAUGCAGUUUGUUAAAAGUACUUUGACAGUUAACCCUUGCAUGGAACGAGAUCUGGUUGUCUCAGGUGGUCUCACAUGGUGGAAAGAUUUUAUAUGCUUAGCUUGUUAUAAUCUCCUUACUCGGAGAGAUGAGAUUCGAUGUUACCCGAGAGCAAGUAAACUGGAUAAUAUGUUUGCCUGUGUCACCAAAGUGCCAUCCCAUGUCCUACUUCUUAAUACCUUCAGAGACAUUUUGAUAGUCUUCUGUACAGAUUGUCAUAUCAUUAUGUACAAACUGGAACGCAAGAACACAAACCCUUACCCCACCUUGACCAUGACCAAAGUACAAGAGAAUUCUUUACAGAACUUCGUUCCUCAUCCAUUAUUCGUCACUGGCAUAACUCUUACUUCCCUUAGAGCCGAAUCAGGUAAGAUAAUUUAA